Molecule: messenger RNA, 708 nt
Organism: Angiostrongylus costaricensis
Lineage: Eukaryota; Metazoa; Nematoda; Chromadorea; Rhabditida; Metastrongylidae
Source: the annotation of a GenBank genome assembly
AUGAAGCGUCAAAGUAGUGGUAGAUGUAUUUUUGCGUUAUCGAUUGUUGUCGAGGGUUUCUUUUUCCAGGUGAUCGGAUUGGAAGGUAUACCGGUGUACACGCAUUUCUUCUUACACGAUAAUCGUUGGGCAUUCGGUGCAUUCCUAUGUGAUUUAUGGCUUUCCGUUGAUUACAUCGUCUGUCUUGCAUCCAUCUAUACAGUACUUGGGAUUACUGUUGAUAGAUAUUGUUCUGUGAAGCAUCCGGCCACUUACCGUAAUUGGCGUACAUCACAACGGGUUAUGUUAAUCAUUGCCGUUAUAUGGAUUGUAAGCAAAGGUCGAAUGCUGAAAGAAGAUGAAUGCUAUGUGCAGUUUAUGACGAAUCCGUAUUUGAAUAUGGGAAUGUACGUCUCAUACUAUUGGUCAACAUUAUUCGUUAUGCUCUAUCUUUAUUACGGUAUCUAUCGAGCAGCUAAGAAGCUUGCAAUGAAAAGCGAACAGAAGACGAAAAGAUUGGCAUUACUUACGGAGUUACGAAAGCCAGAUUCAUCAGCAAAGACCAGUGAUGCGAAUAAAAGCAGCUCCGAUUCACCAAACGACAACGACACCAACGACAGCAGCAAGUUCGUAGAGACGACACUAGUACUAUUACUGUCACUGAUACCAUUUUCACUCAAGAAAGCCGAAGUUUCUCAUUUCCUGAGCUGUAUCAAUCUCAUGUGUUAG